This is a messenger RNA of Lodderomyces orthopsilosis Co 90-125, 1473 nucleotides long. RefSeq names its product putative GTPase (gene NOG2). Bases 1 to 1473 code for a protein of 490 amino acids. NCBI's taxonomy places the organism in Eukaryota, Fungi, Ascomycota, Pichiomycetes, Serinales, Debaryomycetaceae. Gene Ontology annotation, molecular function: GTP binding. Gene Ontology annotation, cellular component: nucleolus. The transcript is spliced from 2 exons. The record is from RefSeq and is a predicted model, not a curated record.
AUGGGAACUCAAAAGAAGGAAAAGCAAAGAAGGAUCAGACAGAAUGAUACCAAAGAUGGUAAUCUCCGUGUCAAGGGUGAGAACUUUUACCGUGAUGCCAAAAAGGUAAAGAAGCUUAGCAUGUACAAACAAGGAAGAGCAGUUCGUAAUGCCAAGGGAGAGAUAAUAAAAGCAGCCGAUCUUCAGAGCACGGAUGUGCCUACAGCAAGGGUUGAUCCUAAUAGGAAAUGGUUCGGAAAUACCAGGGUUAUAGCUCAGGAUGCAUUAUCACAUUUUAGGGAGGCUAUGGGAGACAAGAAGGAUGAUUCAUAUCAAGUUCUUUUAAAGAGAAAUAAACUUCCUAUGUCGUUACUCGAUCAAGAUAAGACAGAAAGUCCGACUGCAAAGAUUGUUGAGACUGAAUCAUUUGCAUCCACAUUUGGACCUAAGCAACAACGUAAGAAACCUAGAAUCGCUGCAUCGUCGUUGGAGGAUUUAAUGUCUACUGCAGAGAAGGACUCAACCACAUACGAUGAAAAGAUUGAGCUUGACCAGACAAUGGGAUUGAUGGGAAACUCUAUCUUGGACAAGGAUGAUUUUACCCAGGAGGCUAAAGAAGCAAUCUUUCACAAGGGACAGAGUAAGAGAAUCUGGAAUGAAUUAUACAAGGUCAUUGACUCGAGUGAUGUCAUUUUGCAAGUCCUUGAUGCUAGGAACCCCUUGGGCACCAGAUGUGAAAGAAUUGAGAAAUAUAUCAAACAGGAAUGUCCACAUAAGCAUCUUGUAUUUGUGGUAAACAAGACCGACUUGGUCCCCACAUGGGUAGCCGCAGCUUGGAUGAAGCACUUGUCAAGCUCAUACCCAACCAUUGCUUUCCAUGCAUCAAUUAAAAACAGUUUCGGAAAGGGAUCCUUAAUCCUGCUUCUUAGGCAGUUUGCAACUUUGCACAAGGACAGAAAAUCAAUCAAUGUUGGUGUCAUUGGAUUUCCAAAUACCGGAAAGAGCUCCAUUAUAAAUACCAUUGUUGGGAAAAAGGCUUGUAUCGUCGCUCCAAUUCCUGGAGCAACAAAGGUUUGGCAAUAUGUCAAGGUCACCUCAUCGAUAAAUAUUAUUGAUUCACCAGGUGUUGUACCGUCUGAAUCAGGUGACUCUGAUGCUGACCUUUUACUACGUGGUGUGGUCAGAGUUGAAAAAGUCAAAGCCCCAGAGCAAUACUUGUCAGAGGUUCUCAAGAUUGUUCCUAAAAAGUAUAUUGCUAGAACCUAUGGACUCAAGGAAUCAGAAUGUGGAGAGAACUUGUUAGAGACGCUUGCCGUGAAAAGUGGCCGUUUAUUGAAAGGUGGUGAGGCCGAUGAGAGUUCAGUUGCGAGAAAGAUUAUUGAAGAUUUUAUUCGUGGUAAACUUCCUUGGUUUUUGGAGCCUCCUCAAGAUGAAGAGGUCCGUACAGGUGAGGAUAAGAAAGCUGGGUAUAAAAAGAGGAAAGCUGAGGAUUAG